GGAGCUGGAUGAAAUCCGGGAGGCUUUCCGAGUGCUGGACAGGGAUGGGAAUGGCUUCAUCUCCAAGCAGGAGCUGGGCAUGGCCAUGCGCUCGCUGGGGUACAUGCCCAGUGAGGUGGAGCUGGCCAUCAUCAUGCAGCGCCUGGACAUGGAUGGGGAUGGCCAGGUGGAUUUUGAUGAAUUUAUGACCAUCCUGGGCCCUAAGCUGGUGUCGUCGGAGGGCAGGGACGGCUUUCUGGGGAACACAAUAGACAGCAUAUUCUGGCAGUUUGACAUGCAGAGGAUAACGCUGGAGGAGCUGAAGCACAUCCUGUACCAUGCCUUCCGCGACCACCUGACGAUGAAGGACAUCGAGAACAUCAUCAUCAACGAGGAGGAGAGCUUGAAUGAGAACUCUGGCAACUGCCAAACAGAGUUUGAAGUGCACGCCCAGAAGCAGAACAGACAGACCUGCGUGCGGAAGAGCCUUAUCUGCGCCUUCGCCAUGGCCUUCAUCAUCAGCGUCAUGCUGAUCGCGGCCAACCAGAUCCUGAGGAGCGGGAUGGAGUAGCCCCUGGCCAUGCCACUGUGACCCAAGCUGCCCAUGCAUGUGCAUGCCCACCUGGGGGAACCUCCCCCCGGCCCGACUCCGCACGGCAAAGAGACACAGGCAGGCAAAGCACCACCCGAGCAGGAGCCCGAGGCCGGCGGCGUUAACGCGUCUUGUGAAUCAACCACAUCCUUUUUGGCAGGGACAUCAAAGGGCUGUCUUAAUGCUUUAAAGGUUUUGUUUCCUAAUGCAAUAAAAAAAACCCCACCACCAUCACCGCCACCACCACCCCGCCCCCCUAUAGAGGGGUCCCGAAUUAUUGCUUCAAAACAGCGCUGGUCACUCGGAAGGGACUUGGAUCCAGCAGCCUGUGGGGCAGCUUUAAGGAGGCACAGCCUCAGGACUUGCUGCAGUGGGGCUGUCUUUGAACCAGGGGCCCACUGACAAUCCCCCUGGGCCCACAUUCCCAGGAAGUUGAUCGUAGCAUUGCCACAAGCGAGUCCUGUUUGUUUGAUUUCACCUCCUCCAGCUCCACUUUCCUUUCCUUUAUGGCCAUGCCCAUGGACUUCACAGCAUCAGAGGGGAGCCAGAGCAUCUUGUACAGUAUUUUCUGAGG
Empidonax traillii (willow flycatcher) is the source of this 1145-nucleotide messenger RNA. It is a transcript of the gene CALN1, whose product is annotated as calneuron 1. The transcript has 6 exons. Bases 80 to 550 code for a protein of 156 amino acids. Lineage: Eukaryota; Metazoa; Chordata; Aves; Passeriformes; Tyrannidae. The record is from RefSeq and is a predicted model, not a curated record. Gene Ontology annotation, molecular function: calcium ion binding.